Aspergillus aculeatus ATCC 16872 is the source of this 1019-nucleotide messenger RNA. Its product is annotated as class II fructose-bisphosphate aldolase. Gene Ontology annotation, biological process: carbohydrate metabolic process. Lineage: Eukaryota; Fungi; Ascomycota; Eurotiomycetes; Eurotiales; Aspergillaceae. The transcript has a single exon. The coding region runs from base 63 to 929 and encodes 288 amino acids. Gene Ontology annotation, molecular function: zinc ion binding; aldehyde-lyase activity. The record is from RefSeq and is a predicted model, not a curated record.
AUCAACACCCCCCGAGUCCAUCCCCACCUCCAACCUCCCCCUCUCCCCAACCUGAUUCCAAAAUGCCUCCUCUCACCGAAAACCGCGCCAUCCCCCUCCUCGACCACGCCGCCGCCAACCACUAUGGCAUCCCGGCAAUGUGCUGCUACAACGUGGAAGGCAUCCUCGCGACCGUGCGCGCCGCCGAAGCCAAGCGCUCGCCGGCCAUGAUCCUGCUCUUCCCCUGGGCCAUCGACUACGCGGGGGCGAUCCUCGUGCACGCGGCCGCCGAAGCCGCGCGGGGCGCCUCCGUCCCCGUCACGGUGCACCUGGACCACGCGCAGUCACCGGCGAUCAUCCGACGGGCGGCCGACAUGGGCGGGUUCGACAGCAUCAUGAUCGACAUGUCACACUACUCGAAGGCGGAGAACCUUUCGCUGACGCGCGAGCUGGUGGCGUAUUGCCACGCACGGGGCAUCGCCACGGAGGCCGAGCCGGGCCGCAUCGAGGGCGGCGAGGAUGGGGUCUCCGACACGGCGGACCUGGAGGGCCUGCUGACGACCCCCGAGGAGAGUCUGGAGUUCGUGGACACGGGGAUCGAUUGGCUGGCGCCCGCGUUCGGCAACGUGCACGGCAGCUAUGGGCCCCGCGGCAUCGUGCUGGAGUAUGAUCGCCUUCAGAGGAUCCAGGAGACGGUGGAACCCCACGGCACGCGGCUGGUGCUGCAUGGCGCCGAUCCGUUCACGGAGGAGAUCUUUCGGAGGUGCAUCGGUUGCGGGGUCAGUAAGGUGAAUAUCAAUAAGGUGUUGAAUAAUGAGUAUGUGCGGGUGCAGGCGGAGAAGGCUGGCAAGGCGCCCUUGACGGCGGUUAUUGAGGAGGCCACCGCUGAGAUGCAGAAGGCCGUUGAGCGGUGUAUUGAUAUGCUGGGGUCCGCGGGGAGGUAUCCUUGAUUGGGGUGUGUAGGGGUCUUUAUUGUGUAUAUGGGGUGGCGUUGAUUUGGCUUAUCAUGGACAAUCAGCUGCGGGUGAAUAUAUAUUGGC